AUGGACGCCUCCCCGUUCAAGAAGCUGCCUGCCGAGACUCGCAACAAGAUCUACGAACUCGUGAUCGGCACACGACCUUCCAAGAAGGCCACGAACAUCGGCAAAGCGUGCCAAGUCUCGAUCGCCCGCGUAUGCAAGCAGAUGCGGGCGGAGACUCUACCCAUGUGCUUCUCCAACAUCACGGCGCGGAUCAACGUCGUCAGCAACUUCGCCCUGCCCUUCAAUCACAAGCACGAAACCGCCGGUCUCGACCACCACUGGGGCCCUUGCCGUGCGUCAUUCCUCAAGGGAGCCUCCAACAUCAUGGCGGUGGCUCAGCGCAUCGGCAUGCAUCCUCAGGCUUGCUACGAUGGCGUCGCCCGACUGAAUCUGCGCAUCAUCCUCGAUGCUGAGGACUAUGAGUUUGGACUGGCGUGGCAGGUCUGGGAACCGCAUCUGCGGGAGUUGGCGAGAGCUCUCGACCAGCGGGACCUCGACGGUGGGCGACUUUGUGUACGAGUGGAGUACCAUACCUUCAGCGUGGAAGAGAAGAAGGUAAUACCGCAACAUUUGAGGAUGGCGUUCGAGGGGCUGGGCUUGAGACUCGAUGAGGUGAGGUGCCUUCUGGACAGGGAUUUGAAGCUCGAGAUGGACAACCUGCGCAAGGAGUGGCGUGACUUGUUGGCAAGACAGGCCGCAGCAAAGGAGGUCGCAGCGAAGGAGACCGCCCGUGAGAGACGGCUACGUCUUGAAGCUCAGCAAUGGUGGCGACCGUGGUCUUUUUACUUGGACCUUGAGCGUGUGGAAUUCGAUGAUCCCAUCAAGGCCAUAGUGUUCAGUCGGGCACCUUUCGUGCACUCAGCAGCACUUGCUCGGGGUGAAGAUGUCGGAAACCUGGACGACGAGCAGCCGGGCUACAUAGGUCCAGGCUGGACAUUCUGCGGCGGCGGUGGGAAUCUCGUUCCUCCUCUUUGGCUGCCAUCGGAUAGUGUCCACCCUCUACUGCAACAGUACCGCGAAGAGAUGCUCGCUGGCUUGGAGAAGGAGUGA
Molecule: messenger RNA, 1029 nt
Organism: Zasmidium cellare ATCC 36951
Lineage: Eukaryota; Fungi; Ascomycota; Dothideomycetes; Mycosphaerellales; Mycosphaerellaceae
Exons: 1
Coding region: 1-1029 (342 amino acids)
Source: RefSeq, a predicted model, not a curated record